GUCUUGUUGACCCUCAUUGGAGAGUCUUGCGUCCUAUUUCUCUUAUGGUCUAGUGCUGCCUCCAAUUCGCCUCUCCCGCAACCUCCCAUUCCCCUUCAUCAUCACACCGGCUCUAGCGAUCGCUCGCUGCCUUGGUCAUCCUGCAGCUCAUCAUCUGUGUUUUUCAACUAUUGCUAUCAAAAACCUUUGAUUUUCACUCCAGGGGCCAUCAUUAGAGCUCAUGCUCCCGUUUUCCCAUCGGUCUUGUGUUGCCUCCAAUUCGCCUCUCCCGCAAUUUCUCAUCCCCCUUCAUCACCGCACCUGCUCCUGCAAUCGCUAGCUACCUUCAUCAUCCUUCACCCAUCAUCAGCGUUUCCCAUCUAUUGCUGUCUUGAACCUUUGAUUUACACUCCAGAAGCCAUCUUUUUCUUUUUUGAGGAAUCUUUAGAGUUAGCUAUUGUUUACUUCUCCGUAUUCACCCUACGGUUUAGUGUCUUCACCCAUUCAUUCUGUCUCAGUGUCCCCUCCAGAUACACUUCUUUGCAUCAUUUUUUCAUCUUCUCCACCAACCACCAACCAAAUUGAAGAUUCUGUGAAUACACACACAAACACAAUCUGCCUUCAGAGUAAUUUUACCUAUUUCCCAUAUUUGCUCUGUUAUAUUCCUGAUUUUCAUUCCUCAAAAAAUCCCAAUUUUCCCACCGUGCCUUUCUACUUCCAAGAAACACAAAAAAAAAGAUACACCCCCCUCAAUACCACGGUGUGCUUUCAAUGGCGGAAGUGGCAUUGGCUGUGGCUGGUGUACGGGCUGGCUUACAGUUGGUGGUAUCACCGAUCUUGAAGAAGCUGCUAGCUGACCCCGCAAGGUGUCUUGGUGUGGACAUGGUGAGUGAGCUCCAUGAACUGGAGACCAACAUCAUGCCACAGUUCGCUCUACUGGUUGAAGCAGCUAACAGGAGCCCUCACAGGCCAAUGUUGAACAACUGGGUCCAGCAGCUCAAAGACGCCUUCUGUAAAGCUGAGGACCUGCUAGAUGAGCAUGAGUACAACAUCCUCAAGCGCGAAGCAGAGAAGGGGAAGGAUUCUUUGAUAGAACAUGCAUCUUCUAGUGGUACUAUUAUGAAGCAUGUGCAUAUUGUGUCGAGCAGGCUGUCCAAUCUGCGCCCAAAGAACAAAAAGCUACUCGAGCAGCUGAAGGAACUGAAGGUCAUCCUUGCGGAAGCCAAGGGCCUCCGGGAACUACUUUGCUUACCUGUUGUGGCCUCCUCAGUGCCAGCAGCUGCUAUUCGAGUGGCCACAUCAAUGGCCCCUCAGAAAGUGUUUGGCCGCGACAAGGACCGCGUUGAUAUUAUAGGUCUUCUUACCAAGCCGGUUGCUGUUGAGUCUGAUACAAGUAGGUUUUCUGGUCUAGCCAUUGUUGGACUUGGAGGCAUGGGAAAAUCCACCUUGGCGCAAUAUGUUUACAAUGACGAGAGGAUAAAAGAACAUUUUCAGGUCAGGAUGUGGGUUUGCAUCUCACGCAAACUUGAUGUAAUUGGCCAUACACGGUUGAUUAUUGAAUCAGCAAAAGGAGGGCAAUGCCCUCCUGUUGAUAAUCUUGAUACUCUCCAAUGCAUAUUGAGGGACAUGCUGGAAAAAUCAAAGAGAUUCCUGCUUGUGCUGGAUGAUGUCUGGUUCGAAAAAAAGAGCAAUGAGGACUGGGAGCAACUACUGGCUCCUCUAGUUUCUCGACACACAGGAAGCAAAGUUUUGGUAACUUCUCGAUCCAAGACACUUCCAGCUGCUCUUUACUGUAAGGAAAUUAUUAUUAUGAAAGAAAUGGAAAACACUGAUAUCUUAGCACUCUUCAAGGACCAUGCCUUUUCUGGUGCAGCAAUCGGUGACCAGAGGGUGCGUGAGCAGCUAGAAACUAUUGCAGAAAAGCUUGCUAAAAGACUUGGAAGAUCUCCUCUGGCAGCAAAAACUGUGGGUUCACGGCUGAGCAGGAAAAAGGAUAAGGCAGCAUGGGAAGAUGCUUUAAGGAUUGACAACUUAAGUGAUCCCAGUAGAGCACUUUUGUGGAGUUACGAGAAGUUAGAUCCAAGUCUGCAGAGGUGUUUCCUGUAUUGCAGUUUACACCCAAAAGGCCACUGCUAUAAAAGGGAUAAGUUGGUUUGCAUGUGGGUAGGAGAGGGACUUAUUGAUUCGUGCAAUGUGAACAAGAGAACGGAAGAUAUUGGGAGGGACUGCUUUGAUGAGAUGCUCUCAGUUUCAUUCUUUCAACCCGUUUACAGAGGUGACGAAGUUAUGCACUGGUAUGUUAUGCAUGACCUCGUUCAUGAUUUGGCAGAGUCAUUGUCUAAAGAAGUCUGCUUCAGAUUAGAAGAUGAUAAGAUGGCAACAAUACCACACACUGUUCGACAUCUAUCUGUUUGUGUUAAGAGUUUGAAGCAACAUAAGCACUCUAUCUGCAGGCUACAUCAUUUACGUAGCUUUGUCUGCAUUGAACCACUUAUAGAUGAUGCAACAGAUAUUUUCCAGCAGGUGCUGCAGAAUUUGAAGAAGUUACGUGUACUUAUUCUGGAGUUCUAUAACAGCAGCAAACUGCCUGAAUCUGUUGGUGAAUUGAAGCACCUUCGGUACUUGAACGUUGCCCGUACUUCGAUCUCUGAAUUGCCUGGAUCAUUGUGUGCUCUUUACCACUUGCAAUUACUAUUCAGUCCAAAUGUUGAAACUUUUCCUGAAAAAAUAUUCAGUUUAAGUAAGUUGAGAUAUCAUGAAGGGCGUGGCCAAAUCCCUUACAUAGGCAAGUUAAUUUCACUCCACAAUCUCGAUCAAUUUUGCGUGAAAAAACAGAGUGGCUAUGAGCUGCGACAACUGAAAGACAUGAACAACCUUGGUGGCAGUUUAAGGAUCACAAAUCUUGAGAAUGUUGCUGGGAAGGAUCAAGCCUUAGAAGCAAAGCUACAUCAGAAAAAUCAUCUCGAGAGAUUGCACCUUGAAUGGAGUGAAGAAAAUGACAUGACUGCUCCUGAUAGAUUACAUUUGGAAACCCUGGAAGGUCUGGUGCCACCACCGCAAAUAAGGGGCCUUACUAUCAAAGGUUACCGAUAUGCAAAAUACCCAGGCUGGUUACUCGGGGAUUCUUAUUUCCAGAAUUUGGAAUCACUUGCACUUGUUAAUUGCAGUGCCUUAGAAAUCCUACCAUCGAAUGCCGCUCUCUUUGGGAAUUGCUCCUCACUUCGCCUCGAGAAUGUCCCAUACUUGAAGACAUUACCUUCUCUUCCGGCUAGCCUUGAAGAGUUAGUGAUUGAGAAAUGCAUAUUGCUUAUGUUUAUUUCCAGCGAUGAGCUAAAACAAUUGGACCAAAGGGAGAACACCAUGAUGACAUGCAACCUGAAGUCACGGCUUUCUUCCACCUGGGAGGUGGAUUCGGGAUCAAACAUCAAGGACACACUGUUGUCAGAACAUUCAUCUCUGAAGCGCCUGAUGAAAUUGAUGGAUGUUGAUAUUUCUCAUCUUGAAACCAUUGAAAGUGCUCUAGAAAGAGAGGGGAGUGAAGUAUUGGUGAAAGAGGAUAUCAUCAACGCAUGGAUAUGUUGCCAUGUGGAGAGGAUAAGACUCAUAUGUAAAAGGAACGUUAGCCUACAACUGGUUCCACCAUCAGGGCUUUGUCGGCUUGACCUUUAUUCAUGUGUCGUUACAGAUGAAGCAUUAGCGGUUUGCCUUGUUGGUCUCACUGCAUUGAGACGUUUGUCAUUAAAAGAGAUUAUGACUUUAACUACACUUCCGUCACAGGAUGUUCUCCAACAGUUGACAAAGCUUGAUAACUUGCAGAUCGACUCGUGCUGGUGCCUUAGAUCAUUAGGGGGGCUGCGAGCUGCUACCACUCUUUCAACAUUUUUUUUGUGGAGCUGCCCUUCUGUAGAGUUGACACAUGGAACAGAUGUUAUGCCAUUGUCCCUUGAGAUGCUCAGCAUAAAACACUGUGUGGUUGCAGCAGAUUUCUUCAGUAGUGACUUGCCGCAACUGAGUUUUCUUUCGAUGGAUUGGUGCAGAAGCUCUUCAUCAUUGUCGAUUGGUCAUUUAACCUCCCUGGGACACUUAUCACUACGAAGUUUACAGGACCUGUGCUUUCUUGAAGGGUUGUCUUCGCUGAAACUUGGCAGUGCACAUUUUGGAGAUCUCCCGAAUCUUAGUAUGAAGUGCAUCUCACAGUUGCAACUCGGUGCUCUCUAUGUUAGCAGCUCUGUAAUACUCAACCACAUGCUCUCAGCUGAAGGUCUUACAGUUCCAGGAUAUCUCGCCCUUGAAGAUUGCAAGGAGCGAUCCUUUUCAUUUGAAGAAUCAGCAGAUUUCUCAUCUGUCGACUGCCUGACAUUUAGGAAUUGUGAAAUCAGUUCCUUGCCAGAUUUGAAGUGCUUUUCAAGUCUGAGUACACUCCAAAUUCUUGGAUGCCCCAAUCUAUCAUCUUUACCUGAUUUGCCAUCCUCCCUGUACCACAUACUCGUGCUGGAUUCUCAACUCUUGAAGAAGAGCUGCCAAUCGCCUGAUGGAGAAAGCUGGCCAAAGAUUGAGCAUGUCCGCUCAAAAUAUAUUUAUUAAUCUUCAUCCAGAUUUGCAACUGUGUAGAAAUAGAAAGCAGGGCUCCAGGACACUGCACCUCGUCUCCAUUGCCUGUCAGUGAGGUGGAGUGAUUCUCUCAAGCUCUUAGCUUGCAGUUGGCCCGUCAUUUCACUUUUAUUGCCGAUUUCUGUGAUCCUCGCCUGCGACGACUCCACCAUCUUUGCCAAGACGUGUAUAUAAAUACAUGUAUUGUUAUUAUUAUAAGUGUUGUUUUCUUAUCCUCAUCUCAUAAUGUUUCUUUUGGUUGUUAUCUGCUACUUGUGGAGAGCUAAUUAAUCUCCAUGCGCCAUCGUGCCUCAACUUG
Triticum urartu is the source of this 4888-nucleotide messenger RNA. The record is from RefSeq and is a predicted model, not a curated record. NCBI's taxonomy places the organism in Eukaryota, Viridiplantae, Streptophyta, Magnoliopsida, Poales, Poaceae.